AUGGCAGAGGAGGAACAGGUCUGCUGCGUGGUCAGCGUCUCCGGCCCACCCGACGCCCCCGACCCGGCAGCCGGCCCCUGGAGCUGCAGCGGGGUGAUCCUGAGCCGUGGCCUCGGGUUGGUGCUGUGCCAAGGGGCCGUCUUUGCUCCCUUUCUGCGGGAUGGCUCCGCCGCCUGGGCCCGGCCCCGCGCCCUUCCGCCCGAUGUACUCCAACCCGGCCUGCGCCUCCUGGUCCUGCAGCCGCCGGCCCUCGAAGCCCCGGCGGCAUUGCGGGACCCUGCCGACCGCUUGCGGCAGUACGAAGCCCGCCUGCUGGCGCUGGUGCCCUGCGGAGCCUUUCAGCGGGCACUGGCGCGGGCCUUUAGCACAGCAGAGCCGUGGCACUUCGGCGGGGAGGAGGCAGGGGACGAGCGGGCUGCCCUGCACUGGUUCGCCUGGCUGCGGGUUCCCGGCCUCGAUACCCCCGGUGGCGGCUGGACGGCGCGGGCGAACGCUAGCUGCCUGAGGAAGGGCGAGGGACUGCUGGCCUGCGGCUCGCCCUUCGGUGCCCUCUGCCCUGACCUCUUCCUUAACACGCUGAGCAGAGGGGUGGUGAGCAACCUGUCUGGGGAGGAGAACGCCCUCGUCCUCACGGACGCCCGCUGCCUGCCCGGCACCGAGGGUGGCGGCGCCUUCCUGCCCUCGCCCGCCGGGCCCCGUUUGGUGGCCAUCAUCGCUGCGUCCUUCUGCUGGAAGGGUGCUGAGUGGGUGGGGCUCACCCUGCUCUGCUCCCUCGCCGCCAUCGUGCGCAGCAGUGCCGGUGUCCUGGGCGAAGCCGGCAUCGUGGUGCCGCCGGUGCCGGGGCAGGUGGCUGCGGUGCAGGCAGGAAGCGGGCAGGACCCCCUGGGCUGGGUGGUGUUGGUGGAGUGUGGGGCGACUUGGGGGUCGGGGGUGCUGCUGGCCCCGGAGCUGCUCCUUACCUGUCGGCACGUGGUGGAGGCAGGGUCUCGGCUCCGUGUGACGCUGGCAGUCAGCCCUGGCCGGGCUGCCACUGUCCUCAAGGGCCACGUGGUGUUCGCCACCGAGGAGUCAUCCCCCUUCGACGUGGCAGUGGUGGAGCUGGAGGAGAGUGUGCCAGGCUUCGUUCCCCCAUACCUGGCAGACACCUUCCUCCCAGGAGAAGAGGUGAACGUGGUGGGCUUUGGGGCGCUGGGGCGGGCGUGCGGCCCCUCCGUGACAUCAGGGAUCCUCUCGGCAGUGGUGGCUGUGGCCGGGUGCCCGGUCAUGCUGCAGACCACCUGUGCUGUCCACGGGGGUUCCAGUGGUGGCCCCCUCGUCUCCUCCCGCAGUGGGCGCCUCCUGGGGAUUGUGAUCAGCAACACACGGGACACCAGCGUGGGAGCCACCUACCCCCACCUCAACUUCUGCAUCCCAGUCAGUGUCCUGCAGCCCCCCGUGGAGUGCUACCGCCGCACUGCUGACCCUGCUGCCUUCGCCGUGCUCAACCAGGCAGGCCAGGGGGUGCGGGCAGCCUGGCGGCUCCAGAGGCAGCCAGGACCCCCCAGCAAGCUGUGA
Molecule: messenger RNA, 1554 nt
Organism: Indicator indicator
Lineage: Eukaryota; Metazoa; Chordata; Aves; Piciformes; Indicatoridae
Gene: TYSND1
Product: trypsin like peroxisomal matrix peptidase 1
Exons: 4
Coding region: 1-1554 (517 amino acids)
Biological process (GO): regulation of fatty acid beta-oxidation; protein processing
Cellular component (GO): peroxisome
Molecular function (GO): serine-type endopeptidase activity
Source: RefSeq, a predicted model, not a curated record